This is a messenger RNA of Pararge aegeria (speckled wood butterfly), 2650 nucleotides long. RefSeq lists its product as uncharacterized. The transcript has 12 exons. Gene Ontology annotation, cellular component: membrane. The coding region runs from base 173 to 1801 and encodes 542 amino acids. The record is from RefSeq and is a predicted model, not a curated record. Lineage: Eukaryota; Metazoa; Arthropoda; Insecta; Lepidoptera; Nymphalidae.
UCUAGGACGGGCUUAAGACGCAUGAUCAAUUUUCUGUCUGUCCCUAUCUUUUGUAAAGAUUUCCCACGGUCAGCGCGAACGACUAUCGAUUUUAAAUAAAUAGGACAAAAGUCCUAUGGCCCUAAAAAUGUGGACUUAGUGUUGAGUUUGUAACUUGGUGUGUAAAACUAAAAUGUUCUGUAAAGCAGUGUUGUGUUUGUCGACCUUACACUUUUAUAGUGUAGCAGCACAGGGUGAGUGUACGGAUUUGCGGGGCAGGCUCAUAUCAAACGGGCUUCAUUAUGUACCCGGCCCGGAUACCUGCACCUUGUGCGUGUGUGACGGUGGUCUGCCGAAAGUAUGCAAGGCGGUACUGUGCUCUCCUCCUCAGGACUGUCGGUCAUUCCGCGUGGGAACCACAUGCUGCGAGUUCAUUUGUCUGGAUGAUGUGGUAAAGCCCGCUGAAGCCACUGAGGCUAACGUGCGAGUCGCGGCUGGAGGCGCGGCGGCCGUCGUCCUAUUGACCGUGGGUCUUGUCGUGUAUAGAGUGAGGAAACAAAAGAGGCGUAGACCACGACACACAGAGGACCAGCGAAGCUUGACCAGCAUUGGGUACAUCAGCGGCAGCAUGGGGUACAUGGGCGGCGGCUGCGAGGCGACGGCGCUGGGCGCGUGGAAGCCCCCCUCCAACUACCUGCCGAGGGGUGAAGCACCCCCUCCAUACGAGGAGGUCAUGGCGCAGUGCCGCCAGGAGCCGGUCAGAGUCAGCAACGAGACGUCGUUUCACCGAACUUACGCCGCGGCUGUGGAGGCUCGCGAUGACGUAUGCGCCUCGCACGCUUACGUUAACCUUCCGAGGCCGAUCGCUCAGAUAGCAAACACUCAGAACUGCUACAACGCGCCACUUUUGCAGCAAGUGCAUCCGACUGAAGUCCGUGAGGCGACCCUCGUUCCUCACCCCUUGGCCCAAAACAUGGGGGGUGCGGCGGGGGCGGUAAUGGGCGGCGCACGACUUACGGGCUCGCUGGGUGCCAUCAGCGCACGGCUGAGCGUGCCGCGAGACGACCACGAGCGGCCGCACAACGUGCCGGGCUUCUACACAACGCACACUGCGCUUCAUAGAACGAUCCCGCGCAUCUCCACUGCGGUGGACACAUCGACGUUGGAGGCCAUGGGUCUUGGCUUCACGCGUGCGGACCGCUCGCUGCAGGGCGAGGUGCGGCGAUCCUUCCACCGGCCGGUCGACCGCGCGGACCGCAUCGACCGCAUCGACCGCGCCAACACCGGCCGCAGCGUACCACGCAACUUGAACAUCGCGUCAACCGCCGCAACCGCCGCGUCCACGCCGGAACCGCACCGACUGGAGACUGAUGAUGCAAUAUCGUUACGUUCGAUGACGGGACGUGCGCGUGCGCAUAGCGAGGAGCAGGACGCGAAGCCCAAACCGCAGCCCGAGGCGCCUGCGCACGCCAACCAUCCCACCCUGCCGCUCACCGUAGACAAGCCAUCGUGCGUGUGCAGUUAUGAGGGAAGCGCGCGUGCUGAGGACGCGGACGACUAUCGCAACGAGUGCGAGAACUGCCACUCCACCAACAACCCAUCAGGAUGGGAGGAGUCUGCGGACGGCGCGGAGGGUUCGGGCUGGGGCGGCACGCAGACCCUACAAAGACGUGCUCCCCCGCCGCCCGCGCCGCCCCCCGCCACUGCCACCCUUCCGCAGCCGGUCACUAGACACGGACGUAACACAAUGGACAAUCCAUCGAACUGGGAGAAUUGGUUCAACACAAUCCCGGACUCCGACACCGAAUCCGAGGAGGAAUGAGACGCGACCACAUUGCUGUAAAUCUUUAACUAGUGCAUCCACACAUGUGCGUUUUCAUCUUGUUUUUGCGUCUUCGUAAUCGUGUAUCAUGUUCUAAGGCUGUUCACACACUGUCAAUAUUAUUGUCUUUACCUAUAUUGAAAUUGUGCAAAAUAUUGUCAAAAAUAUUGAUGUGUAUGCGGGCAGCCUAAAGGGAUUUUAACAACAUAUAAUAAGACAUUGUAAGUAAUUUGCAAAAGCGAUCCUGAGUAAUGAAUUUCCUCCAUACAAGCAUUGAGGAAAGUAAUAAAACCAUUUAAAAUAUAUAUUUACAUAUAUAUUCAUAUCAUGCUACUACAUAUUUUCAAUAUAUGUGUCAAUAAAUAUUUAAACAAUUACCAGUAAACCCAACCGGCAAACCUCGUUUUAACGCAGACCGUAAAAGCAGCGCCGUCGUCUUGCUCGAAUUAUAGCUAAGUUAUUAAUAAUACAAAAAAGAACCAUACAAAACGGUCAAGCCAUUUUAGUGAAGAAUAAAUACAAACGCACAUACUUUAACUGUUCAAUAACAAGCACACAAGCAAUAUUAUUGGCAAUAUGCAUAAUUUUGUCAAUAAUAUUUACGUGUUUGCUGACAGCCAAAGAGAAGGAGGCGUUGGCGUUUUGCUUUGGAAAGUGUUUUAUGAUAUCGGUCAUGGUUUUUAUUACUAAGAAGUUAUGUUUAAUGCAACUUUUUGCGAUCCGGGACUACACGAUACAAAACACGCGUGCAGAUCUUGAUUUAAAAUUAGAAGACACAAGAUCAUAAUAAAAGCGCACAAGUGUGGAAACGCUUAAUGUAACCUAUAGUUAUUUUAUUCUUACCUGUCU